Molecule: messenger RNA, 900 nt
Organism: Henningerozyma blattae CBS 6284
Lineage: Eukaryota; Fungi; Ascomycota; Saccharomycetes; Saccharomycetales; Saccharomycetaceae
Gene: SEC20
Product: Sec20p
Exons: 1
Coding region: 1-900 (299 amino acids)
Biological process (GO): retrograde vesicle-mediated transport, Golgi to endoplasmic reticulum
Cellular component (GO): endoplasmic reticulum; SNARE complex
Molecular function (GO): SNAP receptor activity
Source: RefSeq, a predicted model, not a curated record
AUGAGUACAUUUAUCCAAUUACAAAGCAAGUUAUUGAACCAAUUAAAAGAAUACGCUAAACUCCCUGACGAUAGUGAAAAUACAAAGAAUCUUUCCAAUGAUAUUGUUGGGAAAAUCUUUGAUAUUGAAAGUUUAAUUGAAUAUCAAGUGGCGUUUGUAUCCAAGAAAUACAGCGGAUUAAAGUUGAAGAUCAAACAUAGUGAAGAUUGUCAUGUAUGUGAUGAAUUAGAGAUCAACACCAGUAAGAUGAAUAUUUUUGAUAAUGAAUCACAACAGCAAUUGAUGGCCGAACUCGAAGAAAUUUUGGAAAUGAUUGGAUGGAUCUAUGAAUUCAAGAAACAAUGGAAACAAAUAGUCAAUGAUAAUGAAUACAGAAGACAAGAAUUGAAGAAAAAGACCCGUCGAGAGACCAUUGAAACUGAAGUGGAUAAAGUCACGACCUCUUCCUCUGAUGAACGGGAAGUUCAUUCUUAUGCAUUCCCCAAGACUAAAACGGAAACCUCCAAGGCUCAAUUGUUGAAAACCACAAAGAAAUUAACCAAUAGUUUGAUGCGGGGCAACCAGAUCUUGGAGACCGGUAUUCUACAGAGUGAUUUGAACCUUGAUGAACUACGGUCCCAGACCCAUUCAAUUACAAUCAUGAAUGAAAAAUAUCAACAAUUUGAAACCAUUUUCAAAAAAACAAACCAAUUGGUGAAAUCGUUAGAAAGAGCAUCACAACAAGAAAAAAGAGAUGUUUAUCUCUCACUAGCGUUUCUAAUCAUGUGCAUCAGUUGGGUAUUAUGGCGCCGAAUCUUCAAGCUACCUGUGAAAUUGGCAUUAUGGAUGCUAUUCCAAUUCUUUAAAGGGAUCUUAUUGACAAUGGGGCUGGUUCAAAAAACAGCAGCAACAUGCAUGUGA